AUGCGUUAAGACACCUAAGACGCUCCUUAAUAUGGCGGUCUAAGAACAACUUCCAGGUCUGUUCCCUCCUCGAAGGAUUUUUUUUUUUUGGGAGGUGUUAGCAUGUAAACAGACAAGCGAAGGAUAUUCAAUUUGAGAAAUGAGAUGAACCCGGGUCAAACAGAACAUUUGCCUGACAGACAAAAUCUGGGACAAAUUUUGACCCUAUUGCUGACGCUGCCUCUCGUUUUUGCACAUGCGCUCUGAGGACUUGGUAUUGGGUAAACGUCUCCUUGAUCCAGGUGGUGAAUCUGGCCGCAUAGGACGGCACUCAACCGCCACCGAAAGAUGUCAGACUACUUGUCAAGAGAAUUCCGGGCCCAAAUAAGCACAGUUAUGGAUUCUGUCCUCCGAACAGCAGUGUUUGAGAUAACAGAGCUUUUUGACAAAUGCAUACAUGACUAUAGCAUGCAGCUGGCUCAAAAAGGAGAAGUGAUCGCACAACUGGAAAUAAAGCUACAAAAAAUGGCGCAGUUGCUGAAGGAACACAUGGACGGUGACCGAAGCCCAGCAAUGACGGAAGCACAGCAUGAUGAGAUUAAAGGCAUGACGGAAGAUUUGAUUUCUUCCAGCCAAAGUUCCACUAUUCCUGAGGAUAGCUUUGAAGGUGUCUCUGCCAAGUGUUGUGCUCCUCCGUUCCACAACAGUUUCAAGAAAGAAGACCAGGCUCUUUGCCCGAGUGUUAAGGUGCACCAGCUGUCCAUUCCACUGCAGCACUGUCCAGUCACCAGUCAGGUAGAGAACUCCAACCAGGAUUCAAAUUUUGGUACAGAAAAAGGUUCCUCUCAGAGUAAAAGUAAGAAAUGCUCUGGGGAAACCAAGAGAUGCAUUCUGAAACCUGAAUAAAAGGUCCUUUACUUGGAGCAAAUGACAUGGAAAACGUGCCUCAAAAUAUCGAAGAGGAAAAAUCAGACCAACCAAUCACAGGAGCCACACGAUCACAGCAGCAUGUUCUGGAAGACAAAACACCAAAGCAAAAAAAAGAAAGGGAUGAGUCUCAUAUGCAGGUGAAAGAUGAUGAUGAAACAUUUUUAUGCAAUUUUUGUCAAAGGAUGUUUACGACAGCCUUAGGCCUAUACAAUCAUAUAAGAACACACAGGAGGUGCAGAGUCUGCCAAAAAUAUUUUUCUUUGCCAAGUGCUUUGAAAUUACAUGAACGAAUGUGUCCAAAACUGAAGAAAAUGUUGGAAGCAGCAAGAACGACGGAACUUUCUCAGCCUGACUGUAAUGAGGUCAAAUCUGGCCCAGUGAAGCAGCAGCAAGUGACUCCUCAAGAGGAAAGCGCGCCACCUUCUGACCAUUCCGUCAUUGCUCAGAAAAAAAUAUUGGUCAAAACAUUCUCCUGUGUGCACUGCAACAAACAAUUCAGUAAGGCAAUCAAAUUCAAAGAGCACAUGAUGUCUCACAGUAAUGAAAGAAGGAAGUUACAAUGCGGCACGUGUCUCAAAGAAUUCUACAACAAGCAGGCUCUCGAUAGCCACAUAGUCAGCCUCCACGAAAACCAGUCUGAAGAGAUGGCCCAGGUCCUCAACUGGAUGGAACCCAUAGAGGACCCAGAGGAAGACACCGAAUUGAACAACGUCAAAUAACAUAACUCCGAAGUGAGAUAGCGAUGGUUGCCCCCGCCUCCCCGCGUGUGCAAUAACCACAUGAGGACAAAAUAUAUGCCGAGUGAGCACUUUGGCAUUCACACCCAUUCGUUGCAGAAGCACAAGUCCAACCACUCUCCUCGGCCAAUUAUUGUGCCAGCAAUGUUUGGAAAACGUCAACUGGCAGAAAGAGCUGCAUAAACUUGUGCUUAACUGUCAGAAGACUGUGCAAACCUCUAUUGUGGAAAAGGACUGUGAUCCAAAGUAUUGUUUCAAAUGCUUUCAUCCUAUUUUGAUAUCACAUAAGAGGAACGCGUUGUCCUUUGUGAAUAGACAAUAAUGAUCCAGCUUUUUUUACCUUAAUGUCUUGAUUUUGAAGAAAUUUGGCUACCACGGUUCUAAGGAAGCUGUUAAAAAUGUGUUUAGUGCUGGGGGAACAUUUUUUGAAACAAUUCAAGUAACUUGAUUUCACAACAACCACAAGUGUAGCUAAGUGUUGUGUACGUAAGAUUGAACAUAAACCACAAUAGAUAAUCAUAAUAAAAAGGUUAACAGUAAAUAGAUAAACAAAUAAAAUAUUUUCUCAUUAAACUAUACAAGCACUCCCUUCUUACAUACACACAGCUGUGCAGCCCACCAUAGAGUAUUACGUUCGCAUUUGCAUGUGCGUUAUGGUAUGGUACGUUUGAAAACGAUUCUGCAAUACUAUCGUAAUCGUGCAAUUGUUUUCCACUCUCAGAGUCUUUGGUGAUCUCACAUAAUAAAAUUUGUGGUUUCCCUUUAUUUUUGUAUGGGUUGAAACAAAUGUGACAUUUGUAGUAUUUGAAUAGCAAAACCAGUUGUGUACGGAGAUGAGAAGUUGUGCUUAUUACAGCUGGAAAAGUCAGAUCGUUUUACCCCUUUUCAAGCGUGUGUGUGUGUGUUUUGAAUAAAUUGACAGCUUGAACGGCUUUAUGCCAUUUUAAUAGUGCGUGGUUAACUAUUCUCGCGAGAUUUUUCGCACAGACUUCAGCCUCCGAGUUUGACUGACGGUUAGUCGUGUCUUGACACUUCUUCCUGUUGGCUCACGUUUGAUUUAUGAGGACACGAUAGAUGGUAAAAAAAAUCCCAGAAUGUUAUAAAUUUCCCACUUUUUCAAACAUAUUUCAUUUAAUGCUAGCAAACCCUCUUUUUACAUGUUAGCCGACGGUAGCUAGCUGCCACUCGUUAAAUUGUAUGUGUAAUCCGGAGACCUUCGUGUUUAAACUGGAAUAACCAUAUCAAGUGAAACAGCACUGGGUUAACAAAAGUAAAGAGACGGUGGAAAUGACCUAGGUUGGUGUGACAGCGUCUAGUGACAGAUCGUCAGCUGUCAAUCACAUCGCCUCAGCCUCGAGCCCUCAAAUCAUUCGGCGACGGUCAAUUGUCGCAUUCGGAAUCGAACUGCCGCAAUGGACAGCGUGCGGAGCGCCUUCCAUACUCAGCUGGCCGCUGUCAUGGACACUCUGCUUGCUGCUGCCGUGUGCGAGAUCGCCAAGAUCUUCGAGAGCAGCAUGUGUGAGCAGCAGGCGGAGAUCUCCAGCCUCCUCGCCAAGCUGGAGCAAGUGGAGAGGAGGCAGAGGACCAAGGCAGGGCAAGUGGGCACGGCUGGUGACCGAGGGGACAUCUUGAGGCCAAAGGCCCCGAGGGAACCAGGAAAGGCGCAAGAUGGUGCAGGCAAUAAUAGCCAGAGUGAGCCGAAGGAGAUCACAGAUUCUAUAACUUCGAUAAAACAAGAGCCUCCUUUGGGGUCUUUCAUGGUCCAAGUCCCAGAGGAAAGCCUCGCCAUCACAGACCGGACGACAACUGAUACACUGACUGAGACACACAUCCAAGCUGAAUUGUCUCAUUGGGAUCAAGGGAGGCCUACUGAAGACCACCGGCUACAACAAGAAAGUGCUUCCCCCUCUUUUUUCACCAUCUCCCAGACUGGACAUUGGUCCCCCAGGCAUGACAGCAGCCCAGCCCAUCCUAGGCAAUGGUUGCCUCGGAUGGAUGACACUCGAGGAGGUCAGAAGAGCUUGCAGGCAACUGGCACCAGCUGCUUUGUUGCAGCUGCCGCCAGUAUUGGCACUGACGUGGCUUGCCUCCAACCUGAGACCAACUCCAAAGAUGAGAAUGACCCUUUUGUAUUGAAGGAGCAAAAAACUGAGAACUUCAAUCAAACGUCAGGGCAAGGCCAAAGGGCUGAGCAAACUGGGGUUCAGCAGCUUCAGUCGCAGGUUCUCUCACCAUGGAGACAUAAUCAUGAUGACAGGAGUGGCCUGUUCAGUCACAUGAGGCGAACCUCGUUUAGCAACAGAGACCCCCUACGCCUGCAGUCCAAUUCAGUCUCUCUCAAAACACGACAAGCAGACCCCCUGACCCUCAGUGCAUCUCCCAGUGCAGGGAAUGGUCGCCCCUACACCUGCCUGUACUGUGCUAAAAGCUUCACUUAUCCGUCCCACCAACGCAGACACCUUUUACGCCACACGGGGGUCCGCCUGCAUCCCUGCCAGUUCUGCGACAAGAGCUUCCUCACCCCCUCGGAGCUCACCGUCCACACUCGCACGCACACCGGCGAGCGGCCUUUUGGUUGCCCGCAGUGCGGCAAACGCUUCGCCCGUAGUGGCAACUUGAGAGCCCACCAACGGGACGUUCACAUGCAGAAGAGGCCCUUCGCUUGUGCCGAGUGUGGAAAGAGGUUCGCCCACAGAGGGAACCUUAGGGCGCACAAUCACAGAGUCCACCAAGGUGAUCCGUACUACAUGGAGCAUCAGCAGGAGCCAGACAUUGCCCCUAAUCCCACUUAAAACUACGGUUCAUGAUCUUGAUAAAUCACCAAACAAGUCUUUCAUAUUUGACAUUUAAAUCUGUCAAAUCAAUGUAACUGUUGUCUGGAGUCUUCUCCGUGUUCGGUUUCAUUUUAAUUCGGCGUUAUCGUGUGUGAUCCAUUACUCCACAUGAAUCAUAAUUAUUAAAACAUCUCAUUUAUUCUUUCAUUUGUGGAAAGACAGUACCAAUUCUCCAUGACAACUCCACUGUUGCUCUCAAUUAAGUUUUUCCAUAAACACUGAAGGAAAUACAGUUGCUUAGCAUUGACAAAUAGCAUACACAUGUUUGUAAAAUGUAUGUACAAAAUAUCGAGUUGUAUUGUACCAAUGCAAUUUUUGAAUGUUUAUUUCACAGCCUGCUGAGAAGGGGAAUAAACCUACUGUGUCUCUCAAUCCGAAA
Hippocampus comes (tiger tail seahorse) is the source of this 4859-nucleotide messenger RNA. Its product is annotated as zinc finger protein 235-like. Gene Ontology annotation, biological process: regulation of transcription by RNA polymerase II. The transcript is spliced from 8 exons. Lineage: Eukaryota; Metazoa; Chordata; Actinopteri; Syngnathiformes; Syngnathidae. Gene Ontology annotation, molecular function: DNA-binding transcription factor activity, RNA polymerase II-specific; RNA polymerase II cis-regulatory region sequence-specific DNA binding. The record is from RefSeq and is a predicted model, not a curated record. The coding region runs from base 3059 to 4438 and encodes 459 amino acids.